Molecule: messenger RNA, 2896 nt
Organism: Nerophis lumbriciformis (worm pipefish)
Lineage: Eukaryota; Metazoa; Chordata; Actinopteri; Syngnathiformes; Syngnathidae
Source: RefSeq, a predicted model, not a curated record
ACAAGACCAGGAUAAAGCAAGAUGGCGUUUGGUGGAGAGGACGUUGUUGUGGGGUUUAUAGUUCUCUGUCCUUAAUCCGUACAUGUGCACAUAAAUGGCGUUAAAUAUAGUUAAACAUCGUUAAUAAUUGUUUGUAUGCUGAUACAUUAGUCUGAGUGCACUUUGACGCUUGUCGCGCUAGCUUAGCUCGGUAUUUAGCUUAGCUUGCUGGCUGCUCACAAAGGGACGCGGAAGCUAUUAAUACAUUGCUAAGCAGAGAUCAAGUGUGAGUGUAAAGUGUUGUGAUUGUGUCAAAAUGUCUGAAAGAAUGCCACCAGAGUACAAGGAGAAACUUUGUCCAACACAAGAGGAGAUGGAGCGACAACGUCAUCUGCUGGACGCUGUUUUCAAGAAGCCUCAAGUUGAGUUACACAGAACAGAUACCCAGCAGCUAAGUAGACAUCAAGAAGAAUGUCUCUUUCAGCUACAAGGGGGAAGCUCCAUUUUGAAGCCGGAGGAUCCACAGCCCCCUCCCCUUAAAGAAAAAGAAAAGGAUCCACAGUCCUUUAAUAUAAAAGAGGAAGAUCCACAGCUCCCGCACAUUGAAGAAAAUGAUUUACAGUGUCCUCAUUUGCUUAAGGAAGUGGAGGAUCCACAGUUAUCCAAUACAAAAGAGGAAGAUCCACAGUCCUCACACAAUUAUGAUGAAAAUGAUCCACAACCCCACCACUUUAAAAAGGAAGAGGAUAAUCCACAAACCUCCCACUUUAAAGAAGAAGAGGAUCCACAAUCCCGCCACAUUAAAGAGGAAGAAGAAGGAGAGUGUCUUCGAGGGCAGGAUGAGGCUGAUCUCACCACGUUUCUACUGACUGUGAAGACUGAAGACCAUGAAGACAAACCACCUGAGUCCUCACAGCUUCAUCACACUCCAAACAUGUGUGAAGAACACCUUCUCCCUGACCAGCAGGAGUGGACUUCCAUAAUGGAACAGGAGCUACAGCCUACCAACAUUAAAGAGGAAGAGGAGGAGCCGCAGACCUCUCCUUUUAAAGACGAAGAGAGGCAGCCACUGCCCCCUCACAUUAAAGAAAAAGAGGAGGAAUACAGCAUCAGUCAAGAGGAAGAGUACCUUGAAGGACUAGAGGGGGUUGAUGUCAUUAAGAUCCCACUGACUGGUGUAAUUGUGAAGAGUAAAGAUGAGGUCAAAGGUGAAAGUGAGGAGAAGAGAGAGGUAGAGCCUCCAAGCAGCAGCUCAACUCAACACACGUCACAAUCUCCUGACACUCAUGACGAAGACUCUAAACCUGAUAAGUCAUUUCACGCCGAUAACACGCACUUCCAAUGCUCUCUAUGUGGCAAAAUGUUUCAUCUCCGUGGUAAUCUGAAAAGACAUGAGAGAAUACACACAGGAGAAAAACCCUUCAUGUGCUUAGUUUGUAGUAAAAGGUUUUCCCAGAAAGAACAUUUGAUAAAGCACACAAUAAUUCACACGGAAAAAGAAACAUUUACCUGUUCAGUCUGUGGUAAAUGCUUUGGAAAAAAAAGUGAGAUGAAAGUACACAUGAAAAUACACCCGGAAGAAAACAAACCAUUCAUGUGCCCAGUUUGUAAUAAAAGGUUCUCUCAAAAGGAAAAUUUGAUAAAACACACAAGAAUUCAUACUGGAGAAAAACCUUUUACCUGUUCAGUCUGUGGUAAACGUUUUCUACAGAAUAAAACAUUUAAAGUACACAUGAUAACACACACUGGAGAAAAACCAUUCAUGUGCACAGUUUGUAGUAAAAAGUUCUCUCAGAAGGAACAUUUAAUUGUACACACAAGAAUUCACACUGGAGAAAAACCGUUUACUUGUUCACUCUGUGAUAAAUGUUUUGUACAAAAUAAAACAUUUAAAGUGCACAUGAGAACGCACACUGGAGAAACACCAUUCAUGUGCUCAGUUUGCGGUAAAAGGUUCUCUCAGAAGCAACAUUUAAUUAUACACACAAGAAUACACACUGGAGAUAAACCGUUUGCCUGUUCAAUCUGUGGUAAACGUUUUCUACAAGAAAAUACAUUUAAAGUUCACAUGAGAACACACACUGGAGAAAAACCUUUUAUCUGUACAGUCUGUGGUAAACGUUUUGCACAAAAAGACACAUUUAAAGUACACAUAAGAACUCACACUGGGGAAAAACCUUUUGUCUGUUCAGUCUGCGGUAAACGUUUUGUACAAAAAGGAACAGUUAAAGUACACAUGAGAACACACACAGGAGAAAAACCUUUCUCUUGUACAAUCUGCGGUAAAGGUUUCAGACGAAAUACAUUUUUGAAAGGACACAUGAGACUACACACUGGUGAAGAUCCGUACACCUGUUCAAGCUGCAACAAAACCUUUUGUGACCGAUCCGCACUUGCUAGACACAUGAGAACGCACACUGGUGAAAAACCAUAUUCCUCUUCAAGCUGCAAAAAAAGCUUUUGUGACCGAUCAAACCUUGUAAAACACAUCAGAAGACACACUGGUGAGAAAGUGUUGCGAUGCAGUGUGUGUGAUGAAAGAUUCUCUUAUAAGUACCAGUGUGAAAAACACAAGUGUGCUGCUGAGAACAGUAGCAGCAGCAGCAAAUGAAUCUGCAGGGAACUGUUAACACUAUAACUCUGACUUUCUAACAACUUCUCUACAUUUAACAUGUGUGACAUCAUUGUUGUUUGUAACACUUUCUCGUUAAUAUGCUUCUAUCAUUUAUAGAUUACAUUUUACUUUUAUGUCAGUCAGGUACAUGCAUUAAUAUAAACUCUGUUUGUUUGUUUUUUACUUGAUUUGUGAAUAUGUGAUAUAUAUAUACAUUGUAACUGUUAACACUAUUUUAGUCAAGUACAUUCAUUAAGUGCAUUUAUAUAGAACAUUGUGUUACAUAUAUUUCAAAAUAAAAAA